Messenger RNA from Prinia subflava (tawny-flanked prinia), 2429 nucleotides. It is a transcript of the gene CD6, whose product is annotated as CD6 molecule. The record is from RefSeq and is a predicted model, not a curated record. Bases 618 to 2330 code for a protein of 570 amino acids. Gene Ontology annotation, molecular function: serine-type endopeptidase activity. NCBI's taxonomy places the organism in Eukaryota, Metazoa, Chordata, Aves, Passeriformes, Cisticolidae. Gene Ontology annotation, biological process: zymogen activation. Gene Ontology annotation, cellular component: plasma membrane. The transcript has 11 exons.
CCCCCCCUUCCCAACAUCCUGGGUCCCCAGGUGUUCAGCUGGAUCCCAGCCCUCACUCCUGGGAUGCCCCACCUCUCCCUUCAUGGAAAUUCCAGCCUUACCCCUCACCUGAUAUUCCUGGAGGGUCCUAGGGUGAUCCUGCGUGUGGGAAGACGCUCAGGACGUGGAGCUGCAGGUAAGAUUGAUUCCAAAAACCAGGGAGAAGAGGGGAGCUCCUGGCUCUUCAUCACCCCACAGAUGUCCUGCAGCUCGCGAGACCCCGAGUCCCCCAUGCCACCACCCCAAAUCCACGACCUGGGGGCACAAACAAGCUGCAGACGAUGAUGGCUCCGCCACAUCUGUGUCCCCCGGGGUGGGAGCACCCCAUCCAUGAGGCUCCCGUGCCCCAGAGGGUCUCCGGGGUCCCCCAAACCCUGUUUCCUCCCUAGCGGUGCAGGAUGGAGCCAGCCCAUCACCCUCCUCCACCCUGCAGCACUGAGUCGGCUUCCUGCCCUCCGCCACACUCCCGGAGCUGCCGGGGCGCGGGGACACGGCCAGGCCAUGUCCCCAGGCUGCUGAGAGAGGGACUCCCCGGAAUCCCAGAGCCCUGAAUUCCAUGGGGCUGCCCCGCUGACAGGAUGGGGGAGCUGUGCCUGCUCCUGGUGGCUCUCUCUGCCGUGGCACCUGCACAAGAAACGACGGGACCUCCCACCACUCCAGCUGGGAACCUCACCAGGAACCUCACCUCAGCUACACCGGCUCCCAGAGCGGUCCGGCUGGUGGGCGGCCGGAGCCGCUGCGAGGGCCGGGUGGAGCUGGAGCAGGAGGGGACGUGGGGGACGGUGUGCGACGACGGCUGGGACAUCCCCGACGCCGACGUCGUGUGCCGCCGGCUGCGGUGCGGCCGCGCCGUGAGAGCCCCCGGCAACGCCGCCUUCGGCCGCGGGCACGGCCCCAUCCUCCGGGACGAGCUGGGAUGCCAGGGCCACGAGCGGGACCUCUGGGAAUGCCCGGCCGCCCCGGAGCACGACUGCAGCCACAAGGAGGACGCCGGCGUGGUUUGCUCAGAGCACCAGGAGUGGCGGCUCUCCGGAGGGCGGGACGGGUGCGCCGGCAGGGUGGAGGUGUUUUUCCGUGGCACUUGGAGCACGGUGUGCAACAGCACGUGGUACCAGACGGAGGCCACGGUGCUGUGCCGGGCGCUGGGCUGCGGGGACGCGCUGCGGCGGCCGGCCUUCGGACACACGCUUCCCGGGAAGAUGGUGUACCAGUGCGGGAGCCUGCAGCCCUCGCUGGCACAGUGCCACUGGACCUUCAACAAAUCCGCCCCGUGUUACCAAUCCUGGGCCGCCGGGGUCAUCUGCAACGGCUCCCAGGGUUUGGAGACAACGACGACACCCACUGCGGAGGUGACGCCUGGGAAUGUCACUGUCCUGCAUGCCAAGGAGGGGACCCCGACCUUGGGGCCACCAGCCCUGGACAGUCUCCUCUUUGUCCUGUGCCUGGUGCUGGCGGCACUGCUCCUGCUCUCCCUGCUGGCCUUUCCUGCCGCCCUGCUGAGGCUGAGGAAGAGGAGCGCCAUGUCCUCCCUGGGAACACCCACGCCAGUCCUGGUGACCCACAGCUCCCAGAGCCCCAACGCACCCUCCGGGAUCUCCAAUGACUACAGGGACAUUCCCAAAGGAUCAGACUAUCCAGUCACAGCCAUUUCCAAAGAUUCUGAUUCCGACUCGGAAUAUUACGAGUUCAGCAGCAAGCCUCCCGUCGCCCUGUCCACCUUCCACAACUCCAUGCGCCACCAUCCCAGGGAGGAUCUUCUCCCUCUGAGACCCAGCCAGGACAGGAUGGAGCCGUUCCCAGAGGAUGAGCCAACCAGGCCGGGUCCCCCACUCUGCAGCUCUUCUAGCUCCUCCUCAUCCUCAUUCCUGGAGCCCUAUUGGAAUGGCAGCAUUCCCCCUCCUGCCCAUGGCACCCCGUGGCACCCGGCAGCCACCGACCACGGCUACGGCACAGUUCCCCCAGCAGCGCCCGCCCCAGUGCCCUCCCAGCCCUGGCUACCUGCGGCUCCGGCAGAUCCCAAUCCCGAUGGCAGCUCCAGCACCUCCUCGGGGGAGUGGUACGAGAACGUGCAGGAGACGGAGCCCCCUGGAGACCCCUCCUCACAUCCGGGUAAGGAUCCUGCCCUGGGGAUGGUGGGGGACACGGGGAGUUCCUGGAAUUCCCAAAUCCUCCUGACGGACUCUGCUUCUGCAGGCUGCUCAGAUCCAUCCCCUCCCUCGGGGGAACACCUGGAGGAUCCCGACUUUUCUGAGGGCAGUGACUACGACGACAUCCAGGGCUCUGCCUACUGAGCCUGUCCCACUGCUCCACAGGCCAAAUCUCCUGGAAUUCUUUGGCUAUCUCCUCCGGAAUUCUCCAGCCAUCUCCUCUGUUGCUGCCAUUAAAACCCU